Molecule: messenger RNA, 867 nt
Organism: Prionailurus viverrinus (fishing cat)
Lineage: Eukaryota; Metazoa; Chordata; Mammalia; Carnivora; Felidae
Gene: BIRC7
Product: baculoviral IAP repeat containing 7
Exons: 6
Coding region: 1-867 (288 amino acids)
Biological process (GO): positive regulation of protein ubiquitination; negative regulation of apoptotic process; regulation of cell cycle
Cellular component (GO): nucleus; cytoplasm
Molecular function (GO): ubiquitin protein ligase activity; cysteine-type endopeptidase inhibitor activity involved in apoptotic process
Source: RefSeq, a predicted model, not a curated record
AUGGGGCCCAAGGACAGAGCCAAGUGCCGGUGCUGUGGCCCUGAGCGAAGCUGCUGGGUGGCCAGCCGCAGUCCCACACGGGCCCACUGUGGACCCCUCUCUCUGUGCGGCUCCAUUGUGGACCAGGACACCAGCUGUGCCCUGUCCUGGGGAGGCCGGGACCACACAGAUGGGCAGAUCCUGGGCCAGCUGCGCCCCCUUGCAGAGGAGGAGGAGGAGGAGGAGGAGGAGGGGGCCAGGGCAGCCCCAGCCACAGGGCCGGCCUUCCCCGGGAUGGGCUCUGAGGAGCUGAGGCUGGCCUCCUUCUACGACUGGCCGCUGAGUGCUGUGGUGCGGCCAGAGCCGCUGGCUGCCGCAGGCUUCUUCCACACUGGGCGGCAAGACCAAGUGAGGUGCUUCUUCUGCCGCGGGGGUCUGCAGAGCUGGGAGCAAGGGGAUGACCCCUGGACAGAGCAUGCCAAGUGGUUCCCCAGGUGUGGGUUCCUGCUCCAGACAAAAGGAAGGGACUUUGUCUGCAGCGUCCAGGAGUCUUGUUACCACCCGCUGGGUUCCUGGGACCAAUCGGAAGAACCCGCAGACUCAGCCCCCACCGCCCCUUCAGCUCCUGUCCACGUGGGUCCUGAGCUGCCCACGCCCAGAAGGGAGGCCCAGUCAGAAGGUGCCACACAACCAGGAGCCCAGGACGCCCAGGAGCAGCUGCGGCGUCUGCAGGAGGAACGGACCUGCAAGGUCUGCCUGGACCACCCCGUGUGCACCGUCCUUGUGCCCUGCGGCCACCUGGUCUGCGCGGACUGCGCUCCUGUGCUGCGGCUCUGCCCCCUCUGCAGGGCCCCCAUCCGCAGCUGCGUGCGCACCUUCCUGCCCUAG